Dovyalis caffra is the source of this 339-nucleotide messenger RNA. NCBI's taxonomy places the organism in Eukaryota, Viridiplantae, Streptophyta, Magnoliopsida, Malpighiales, Salicaceae. The record is from the annotation of a GenBank genome assembly.
AUGGAGUGCUCAAACAAGUACAACAGUUUCAUAAGAUUCCUAGUUGUUAUAUCUUUGUCGCUUUAUGCCCUUAUAGGAAGUUCCAUGGCUCGACCACUACCUCGGCACAGAAAAAUGGAGUACUCAAACAAGUACAACAGUUUCAUAAGCUUCCUAUUUGCUAUAUCUUUGCUGCUUUGUGCUCUUACUGGAAGUUCCAUGGCUCGACCGCUGCCUCAGGGGAAGUUUUCAAGAUUCCGAACCCACAACACUUCGAAGGCAACCAUUAGAACCGUUUGGUCAAAGCUUCCAAAAGCUACACCAGUGCCACCAUCUGCACCCGCUCCUAUCGGCGAUUGA